AUGGAGCUGAAGGCUGUGAUGGCUGGGCGGAGCUCCAAGAGACAGUUGUUCCUCCUUCCAGGGGGCAUCGAGAGACACCUCAAAAUCAAGACCUGCUCAGUGUCUCUGGAUGCGAUAGAGGAGCUGUGUAAUGAAAUUGGACUGCACCUACUGGAGGCCAUGGAUGAGUACGCUAUAUUCCUGGUCACACACCGAGGUCAGAAUGUCCGUCCCCUCAAUAAGAGGGAGUACAUCCUGGACAUUGCUACGGAGGCGGAGCCAGUGGACAGUAAUUACAGCCUGUGGUUCAGGAGGGUCAUCUGGACACAGCCGCUUAAAUUUGACAACGAGCUCUGUGUCACCAUGCAUUAUAACCAGGUGUUACCAGACUAUCUGAAGGCCUUGCUGAGUGUGGUUCCCCAGAGUAAAGCCAGUGACUAUCUGAAGGUGUUACCAGACUAUCUGAAGGCCUUGCUGAGUGUGGUUCCCCAGGGUAAAGCCAGUGAGCAGCAGCUGCAGCAGUUGGCAAAACUAGCAGCAUUACAACACCGUGCCAAAGACACUGUCUUCCUACCCACCAUUGGUGAGGUCCAGGAGUGUGUCCCCCCCCAGCUCUACAUCAGACAGCCUCCUCAGCCCUGGCUCAACAUGGUCACUCAGCAUAUGCAGCAGAUCUCUCCUCUGAGCCCUCACCAGGCCAGGGCUCAGUUCCUCGGUCUGGUCAGCGCGUUCCCCAUGUUUGGCUCCUGCUUCUUCUACAUCAAGUCCAGCAGCAACAUCUCUAUCCUGGCUCCCUGUGUACUGGCUGUCAACCAGAACGGACUGUACUUCCUACACAAGGACUCGCAUGAGGCCAUGGUAAGUUACCCUCUAAGCGAGGUCCAGUCCACCAGAACCCAGAGACCAACAGGGGGCGCUAGCUCCUCCUAUCCCUACGUAGACAUUCUGCUGGGAGACCUGCUGACACAGCGCAUCACACAGCUACAACUGGAGCAGGGUCUGGAGCUGUGUCGGGUUAUCGCCAUGCACAUGGAGAACAUGCUGUCUGUCCGGGAGAAGAGACUCACCCUGCCACCUAGUGAGAUCACUCUGCUAUAACACACUGUCUGGGAGAAGAGACUCACCCUGCCACCUAGUGAGAUCACUCUGCUAUAACACACUGUCUGUCUGUCUGUCCGGGAGAAGAGACUCACCCUGCCACCUAGUGAGAUCACUCUGCUAUAACACACUGUCUGUCUGUCUGUCCGGGAAAAGAGACUCACCCUGUCACCUAGUGAGAUCACUCUGCUAUAACACACUGUCUGGAAGAAGAGACUCACCCUGCCACCUAGUGAGAUCACUCUGCUAUAACACACUGUCUGGGAGAAGAGACUCACCCUGUCACCUAGUGAGAUCACUCUGCUAUAACACACUGUCUGUCUGUCCGGGAGAAGAGACUCACCCUGUCACCUAGUGAGAUCACUCUGCUAUAACACACUGUC
This is a messenger RNA of Coregonus clupeaformis (lake whitefish), 1460 nucleotides long. Its product is annotated as unconventional myosin-XV-like. Gene Ontology annotation, cellular component: cytoskeleton. Lineage: Eukaryota; Metazoa; Chordata; Actinopteri; Salmoniformes; Salmonidae. The record is from RefSeq and is a predicted model, not a curated record. The coding region runs from base 1 to 1077 and encodes 358 amino acids. The transcript is spliced from 10 exons.